AUGGGUUCUGAGCGUGAGAACAAGACGUUCCUCGCGAGGCUCUGCGAGCAGGCCGAGCGCUACGAUGAAAUGGUUACCUUCAUGAAGGAAGUCGCAAACAUUGGCGGCGAGCUCACUGUCGAUGAGCGUAACCUUCUCUCCGUUGCCUACAAGAACGUGGUUGGUACCCGCCGUGCCUCCUGGCGCAUCAUCUCCUCCAUCGAGCAGAAGGAGGAGACCAAGGGCUCCGAUGAGCACGUCGGCAUCAUCCGUGACUACCGCCAGAAGAUCGAGACCGAGCUGGAGAAGGUUUGCCAGGAUGUCCUUGACGUCCUUGAUGAGGCUCUCAUCCCCAAGGCCGAGACUGGCGAGUCCAAGGUCUUCUACUACAAGAUGAAGGGUGACUACCACCGCUACCUCGCUGAGUUCGCUUCCGGCCCCAAGCGUAAGGGCGCUGCCACCGCUGCUCACGAGGCCUACAAGGUAAUUGAUACCCCUUCGAACGCCACCGAUGUUGCCCAGACCGAACUCACCCCCACCCACCCCAUCCGUCUGGGUCUUGCCCUGAACUUCUCCGUCUUCUACUACGAGAUCCUGAACUCUCCCGAUCGUGCAUGCCACCUCGCCAAGCAGGCGUUCGAUGACGCCAUUGCCGAGCUCGAUUCCCUCUCUGAGGAGAGCUACCGUGACAGCACCUUGAUCAUGCAGCUGCUGCGCGAUAACCUUACUCUCUGGACCUCUUCCGACGGUAACGACGGCGAGGGCGUCAAGGAGGAUAAGCCCGAGGAGGAGGUCCCUGCUACCACUGAGGCCGCUGCUCCUGCCGAGGAGAAGCCCGAGGAGGCUAAGCCUGUCGAGGCCGACUCUUAA
Messenger RNA from Penicillium soppii, 849 nucleotides. Its product is annotated as 14-3-3 adaptor artA-like protein. The coding region runs from base 1 to 849 and encodes 282 amino acids. Gene Ontology annotation, cellular component: cytoplasm. Lineage: Eukaryota; Fungi; Ascomycota; Eurotiomycetes; Eurotiales; Aspergillaceae. The transcript is spliced from 8 exons. The record is from RefSeq and is a predicted model, not a curated record. Gene Ontology annotation, biological process: signal transduction.